Molecule: messenger RNA, 1136 nt
Organism: Chilo suppressalis (striped riceborer)
Lineage: Eukaryota; Metazoa; Arthropoda; Insecta; Lepidoptera; Crambidae
Source: the annotation of a GenBank genome assembly
CUUGACAUUGACAAUUUUGUUUUUCUUCUAGAAAGAAAAAUACGAAAAAAUAUUUUUUAUUCCUUUUGUGUUACUAUUGUAUAUGGUUAAGUCUAUUUUCAACGCUAAGACAGUUGUAAAAAGCGUUAUCACAUUACUCUUGGCAUUGAUAAUGCCCUCACCUGCAAGUUUGUAAUUUUAAGAAAUCUAGAAGUUCAGUCCAAAAUGAGCAAGCAUAUGUAUUCUACUGCUAACUUGACCGACAAGGAGUUUAAGGAGCAAGGCAAUAGGCUAUUUAGUUUACGAAGGUUCGAAGAUGCUAUGAAUUGCUACACCAAAGCCAUCAUAAAAAACCCAUCGGUGGCCACAUAUUUUACAAAUCGUGCACUAUGCUAUCUGAAAAUGAAACAAUGGGAAGCAACAUGUCAAGACUGUCGGCGUGCUUUAGACAUUGACAACAAUCAAGUCAAAGGGCAUUUCUUUCUUGGUCAAGCUUUAGUAGAACUGGAAUGUUAUGAUGAAGCCAUCAAGCAUUUACAUAGGGCAAGUGACCUAGCACGUGAACAGAAGUUGAACUUUGGUGAUGACAUAGCUGCCCAACUCCGUAUAGCAAGAAAGAGAAGAUGGAAUGUUCAAGAAGAAAAGAGGAUAUCUCAAGAAAUUGAACUGCAAACUUAUCUUAAUAGAUUAAUAAGUGAAGAUAUGCAGCGUAGAAUAGAAGCUUUAAAAUUAGAAAAUGCUAAUGAUGAAGAUGUAAGCUCAAGAGUUUCGAAAAUUGAAGAUGAAUGUAAUAAUUACUCUAGUGAAUUAAAUAACUUGUUUUCAAAAAUGGAUGAAAGAAGAAGGAAGCGAGAUGUGCCUGACUAUCUGUGUGGUAAGAUCAGCUUUGAAAUCUUGAAUGAACCCGUCAUUACACCUAGUGGCAUCACUUAUGAGAAGAAGGAUAUAGAAGAACAUCUUGAGCGCGUUGGCCAUUUCGAUCCUGUGACCCGCGUGAAGUUGACUGCAGACCAACUCAUACCUAACUUCACUAUGAAGGAAGUGGUCGAUGCUUUCUUACAGGAGAACGAAUGGGCUCUGGACUACUAAAAGAAGUAUUUAUUAUUGACAAUAUAGAAAUCACAUAGAACCAAGGUCAAGUUAUAAAUAGAAUCCAG